GACGGCGCGCGCGGCCCGGCACAAGUUUGUCCCUCGCCGCCCGCCGUCCUCACCGCCCCCCCCUCCCCUCAAGGCCGCGGCGUGGGCCCCGCUUCCUGCUUCCGGUGCCGGGGCUAUAAGAGCCGCUUCCGCCCGGCCGCGCGACCCGCCGCGGGCCCCGGCCGUGUGUGCGGCGCCCCGCGUCCCGCGCCAUGAACGCCCGCGGGUUGAGCCCGGAGAAGGCCGCGGCCUUCAGCCGCCGGCUGCGGGCCGAGCCCCGCUUCCUGCUGGCCCAGAACGUGGCGACGUGCAGCGACCCGCUGGAGGUGUGCCUGCAGCGCCAGGUGGUGCAGGACACCGUGCAGGUCUUCCAGCACGCCCUGCCCGCCGAGGGCAAGCCCGUCACCAACCAGAAGAACUCCGGGAGAUGUUGGAUCUUCUCCUGUCUCAAUGCAAUGCGUCUUCCUUUCAUGAAGAAGUACAACAUUGAAGAGUUUGAAUUCAGCCAGUCGUACCUCUUUUUCUGGGAUAAGGUCGAACGCUGUUACUACUAUUUAAAUGCCUUUGUGGAAACAGCUCAGAAAAAGGAGCCUGUAGAAGGAAGACUGGUACAAUUCCUGCUCUCUAACCCCACAAAUGAUGGUGGACAAUGGGAUAUGUUGGUUAACAUUAUAGAAAAGUAUGGUGUGGUUCCCAAGAAGUACUUCCCGGAGUCUCAUACUACAGAGGCUACUAGAAGGAUGAAUGAAAUCUUGAAUCAUAAGAUGAGAGAGUACUGUUUGCGGCUGAGAAACAUGGUGGCGAGUGGAACAAUUAAGGAAGAACUUUGUGCUGCAAUGGACACUAUGAUAGAAGAGGUGUUCAGAAUAGUGAGUACUUGCCUGGGCAACCCUCCGGAGACCUUCUGCUGGGAGUUCCGGGAUAAGGAGAAGAACUACCACAAGUACGGUCCUGUGACACCAGUGGAAUUCUACAACGAGCACGUGAAGCCGUACUUCAACAUGGAGGACAAGAUUUGUCUAGUAAAUGAUCCUCGACCUCAGAACCCAUACAACAAACUGUACACAGUGGAGUACCUGGGCAACAUGGUAGGAGGGAGGAAAACGCUCUAUAACAACCAGCCUGUUGAUGUCUUGAAAAAAUUGGCUGCUGCGUCUAUUAAGGAUGGCGAGGCUGUGUGGUUUGGCUGUGAUGUUGCAAAGCACUUCUAUGGCAAGCUGGGAAUCAAUGACAUGAAUAUAUUCAAUCAUGAGCUGGUGUUCGGUGUCUCUGUCAAGAACAUGAACAAGGCAGAACGACUGAUCUUUGGAGAAUCAAUGAUGACCCACGCCAUGGUCCUGACAGCUGUCUCAGAGAAGGAUGGGCAAGAAGACUGCUUUGAAAAAUGGCGAGUGGAAAACUCCUGGGGCGAAGAUCGUGGGAAUAAAGGUUAUCUGAUCAUGAUGGAUGACUGGUUUUCUGAGUAUGUGUACGAAGUUGUGGUGGAUAAGAAGCAUGUACCAGAAGACAUCUUGGCAGUGAUGGAGCAGGAACCGAUUGUUUUGCCAGCCUGGGACCCUAUGGGGGCUUUAGCCAAGUGAACUACAGAAUAUUUGCCUCCUAAUGGUCAACCAGAAGUAGAUGCAAUAGAGAAUCCGAGUGGUUGGAAGCCAUAGCCAAAUGAUAAUGUGACCAAGCACUCAGCAUGGUCCAUGUUCUUGAAAUGUAAGUUAAGGAUCUUUGGGAAAUAGCGCUUUACUGAUAUGUCUGAAUUAAAGCUCUCAGGCUACUCUGCAAAACUAAAAAGGGAAAAGGAAAAAAAACUCACUAUGAAAUAUAUUACAAGUGCUGUCAAUGGCAGUUUGAUUUUAUCUUAAAUUUUAAAUAAAAAAAUCAGAAUAGUAACUCAGUAGAAUUGUUUUGAUCAGUGUUUUCCCUAGACAAGAUGGCCACAAAAGGCUAUUCUUUAGAGUUAACAGCUAGGUGUUAGAACAAAUACAUCAAGAUACUUAUAAAUUAACCAUUUGUGGUCUGUCUUAUACCAUAAGAAUGCCCAAAAUAUUUUAUACAUUCACAUUUUUAAUUUUUCUGCCAAGGGAAGAAGUUUUGAAGGGUACAUACAAUUGACACUGCUGAACCUUAGGAACGGUUUACCUAAUUUACCCUUAGGAUGCUUUCUCUUUCAGCAGCAUUGGAGGAAAAAUAACUUGGUUUCCAAUUUCACUUGUUUUUAUUCUUCCAUUACUGAGAUGGGACUGCAUAACCUCUUAUCAAGGCCCAGUGAUAUGUCUGUGUGUACAGGAGCGCUAUUUUUCAGUUAUAUUAGCAAGAACAACCAUAAAUGUUCACAGGUGGAGUUAGUGUCAUGCUCAACAGAAAAAAAAUUGCUGCAUUUUAUUUGGAUGUUUUCAAAAACAAGAUGGUGCUAUGAAGCUUUUGAAUAAACACUUUCUUAAGUGACUGGUA
This is a messenger RNA of Cygnus atratus (black swan), 2424 nucleotides long. It is a transcript of the gene BLMH, whose product is annotated as bleomycin hydrolase. Lineage: Eukaryota; Metazoa; Chordata; Aves; Anseriformes; Anatidae. The transcript has 12 exons. Gene Ontology annotation, biological process: L-homocysteine catabolic process; proteolysis; response to toxic substance. The coding region runs from base 192 to 1559 and encodes 455 amino acids. The record is from RefSeq and is a predicted model, not a curated record. Gene Ontology annotation, molecular function: cysteine-type aminopeptidase activity. Gene Ontology annotation, cellular component: cytoplasm.